UGCCGAGCGCCAGCAGGUGCGCCGCCUGAGGCAGGUCAGCGGUUGCCCCACAGGAGCCUCCGGCCGCUCUCCGCCCGCCCCGCGCCCUGCCGCAGCCCCGGCCGAGGCCGACUGGGCGGGGUAGUCGGCGGCCACGCGCGGCCCUGCGUCACUCCGGGAGCUGCGGAAGGGGAGGCGCCGGGCUGGGAGGCAGAGCGGCGGAGGAGCUCGCGAAGGGCCGGCGCGGCUGCGGCUGCGGCAGCGGAGGACGAAGCGGGGGCCCGAGCAGGCUCCUCUUCUUCGCGAGGGAAGGAUGGUGAAGCUGGGCGGCGGCCCUUUCGGCGAGAAGCGCGGCAAGCCGGCCCCGGCGGAGGACGGCUUCGACACCAUCCCGCUGAUUACGCCGCUGGAUGUCGGGCAGCUCCAGUUCCCCCCGCCGGACAAGGUGGUGGUGAAGACGAAGACGGAAUAUGAACCUGAUCGGAAGAAAGGGAAAUUUCGUUCUCCCAGAAUUGCAGAAUUCACAGUCAGUAUCACUCAAGGCAUCUCAGAACGUUUUAAGGUGACGGCCCUGAUCCUGUUUGCCCUCGUGUUCCUGGCCUGCGUUGGGUUUCUGGUGGUCUACAAGGCCUAUAAGUACGACCAAGCCUGCCCAGAAGGCUUCAUCUUCAAGAACAAUCAAUGCAUUCCGGCUGGAUUAGAGAGCUACUAUUCUGAACAAGACUCUAGCGCUCGAGGAAAGUUCUACACGGUGAUCAACCACUACAACCUGGCCAAGCAGACCAUCACCCGGUCAGUUUCUCCAUGGAUGACGGUGCUUUCGGAAGAGAAACUUUCUGAGCAGGAGACUGAGGCAGCUGAGAAACCUGUUUAGGAGGAUGAGUCUGAUGAAGAAGGGCCCAAAGGCGGUUUUCAUGGUUUUCAUUGUUAGGUUCACUUAGAGAUUGCUCAUAAUUUAUGGUGUAAUUGCUUUGGUUGCUGACAACUGCUUUGCAAAACGGAGCAACGAAAAAGAACGUGGGCCACGAAUGGCCCGGGGCACAUUGGCAUUGCUUUAGAGCUCUAACACCAAUUUCUCUUUCAGUGGCAUUGAACUUAGGCCCAUUCUUGUAAUUUAGACACCUGACAGAGACAUUCAGGCAGGGCUCGUUGUUGUGGGAUAACGUGCUUCUUCUUCUUACUGUGUGUCCUCGUGUUUUGUUUCCCUUUAAAUCAGCUGUGAAAUCUUCCAUGGGGUUUGGCUUGCAGUUCCAAAAU
Pseudonaja textilis is the source of this 1236-nucleotide messenger RNA. RefSeq names its product neuronal vesicle trafficking associated 1 (gene NSG1). Gene Ontology annotation, biological process: endosomal transport; clathrin coat assembly. Gene Ontology annotation, molecular function: clathrin light chain binding. Gene Ontology annotation, cellular component: membrane; endosome. The record is from RefSeq and is a predicted model, not a curated record. NCBI's taxonomy places the organism in Eukaryota, Metazoa, Chordata, Lepidosauria, Squamata, Elapidae.